Oryzias melastigma (Indian medaka) is the source of this 6232-nucleotide messenger RNA. It is a transcript of the gene grb10b, whose product is annotated as growth factor receptor-bound protein 10b. Gene Ontology annotation, molecular function: insulin receptor binding. NCBI's taxonomy places the organism in Eukaryota, Metazoa, Chordata, Actinopteri, Beloniformes, Adrianichthyidae. Gene Ontology annotation, biological process: negative regulation of insulin receptor signaling pathway; insulin receptor signaling pathway; negative regulation of Wnt signaling pathway. The record is from RefSeq and is a predicted model, not a curated record.
CCUUUUUUUUUUCAGAAAGGGGAGGGGCUGAUUGAGCGCGUUCAGGUUUGUAUGCGUGUACGUGCGUGUCCUCCUCCCUUGGCCGCAUGACAUGAGCUGCCCUACAGUCUUUGCUGCCACUGUUUUUGCCUCCUCCUCCUCCUCUUCCUCCUCCUCCUCCUCUUCUUCCUCCUCUUGCCUCAGUCAGUCUGUCCAGCCUGGGAAUGUUGACCGACGUGGCCUGAUCCUGCGCCGGGGCCAGUGUCCUUCAUCUUCGCUCUGUGUUUUCGUCUGCCUGCCUGAGCGGCUCCGUUUUCUGAGGUCUUGAAGUGUCCAUUGGAUUUGGAAGCUGAGCCUACCAGACAAAUUACCCAAAGGUUCUGAGGAACACAAACUAUGGCUGUGGCCAGAUGUCCAGAUUAUUUCCUGCAUCAUCCAAAUUAUCAGCCGGACAAUAUAGACCGCUCCUCCAGCCACAGACAGGCGGAUCUCAUUCGUCCCAGCUUCCAGCAGUCACCUGACCAGAGUUCUCCGAGCCAUCAAGAGGAUGACGUGGACUUGGAGGCUCUGGUGAAUGAUAUGAACUCCUCCCUGGAGAGCCUGUACUCCUCCUGCAGCGGUCCGCAGACGGAGUCGAUUCCACUCCUGCAUAAUGGACAGUCCUCUUCCUCACACCACCACCAUCAUCAUCAUCAUCAUCAUAUGCAACAUAACCAGGCGCGGCAGCUGCAGCACCCACAGGUGUUGAGCCACACUUCUCCAGAGUUGCCUUCCUCCUCGUCCUCCUCCUCGCUGUCAGCAGACGUGCCCCGGACCAGCCUCAGAAGGUCACAGCCCAUGCACAUCCUCGCCGUCAGGAGGCUACAAGAGGAGGAGCUCAGGACGUCGUCCCUCCCAGCAAUCCCCAACCCCUUCCCGGAGCUGUGCAGUCCCGCCAGCUCACCUGUUCUCAGCCCGGGGUCACUGCCUCCAGGGGAGCCCACCACAGGCAACCAUAUUGUGAAGAUCUUCAGCGAGGAUGGCGCUGGUAAAGUCGUCGAGAUCCCAGCCGACAUGAUGGCCAGGGACCUGUGCCAGCUCCUGGUGUAUAAAAGCCAUUGUUUGGAUGACAACAGUUGGGUGCUUGUUGAACACCACCCACUGCUGGGGCUAGAGCGCUGUCUAGAGGACCAUGAGUUGGUGGUUCAAGUCCAGGCCUCCAUGAACAGCGAUGGUAGAUUCCUCUUCAGAAAGAACUAUGCCAAAUAUGAAUUCUUCAGAAAUCCCUUGACGUUUUUCCCAGAGCACAUGGUAGCGUGGUGCCAGGAAACCAAUCAUACAAUUCCACCAUCUCAGCUACUUCAGAACUUCCUUUCAACCAACAGCUGUCCAGAAAUACAGGGUUAUCUUUACAUCAAGGAGGUGGGUCGGAAGUCGUGGAAGAAAGUUUACAUGUUCCUGCGCCGCUCGGGACUCUACUGUUCUACAAAAGGAGCCUCAAAGGAACCUCGGCAUUUGCAGUUACUAGCAGACCUGGAGGACAGCAACAUCUUCACUGUCAUCACGGGGAAGAAGCAGCACAGUGCGCCCACAGACUUUCAGUUCUGUAUCAAACCUAAUAAAGCAAGAGGGGAAAUGAAGGAGCUGAGGAUGCUGUGUGCGGAAGAUGAACAGAGCAGGACCUGCUGGAUGACUGCUUUCAGACUCUUUAAGUAUGGGAUUAUUUUGUAUCAGAACUAUAAGUUGCCUCAACAAAGGAAACCGCUGCUUACACCCUUCUCAGCUCCUGUGAGGAGUGUAUCGGAGAACUCCCUGGUGGCCAUGGAUUUCUCAGGGAGGAUAGGCAGGGUGAUCGACAACCCCGUUGAAGCUCAGUGUGCUGCCAUGGAGGAAGGUCACACGUGGAGGCAGUCAGAGUAACCCCAAGGCGUUUGUGCUCACGUUGUGCCAUCAUAAGAAAAUAAAACAUUUCCAGAUUCUACCAUGCGAAGAGGAUGGCCAAGUCUUCUUCAGCCUUGAUGACGGUGUAACAAAGUUCACCGACCUGAUCCAGUUGGUGGAGUUCUACCAGCUUAACAGAGGAGUCUUGCCUUGUAAACUCAAACACCCGUGCACCGUGGUGGCCUUAUGACACCUCCAGAUCGUCUGACUCCAUAACCCCUUGACACUUGAUCUAACUCUGCCUAAAUCAAACAUGACGAAAAGAAAGCCCUUUGGCGGCUUCUUCUUGUUCAUUUUUUGUGUUUUUAGAAGCUGGUGAAACUGACUGGUCUAAUUUUUAUAUUUUGUCGUGAGUCUGCUGGAGACUGCUUGGAAUUUUGGUGCUUUUGCAUGGAGCUUUUUUUUCCUUUUUUUUUUGAGGAGACAGAUGCACAACUUGCUCAUGAGGUUUACUCACCCAAGAAAAUUAAGGAAAUGAGCACUGCCAUUUGUGUCGACACUGCUGCAAAACGUCUUACUUUUUUUUUUUUUUUUUUUUUGCUACCAAUGUGUAUCAGCGAGCACGGGAGGUUUUUGUCCAACGACUCCUUGAGUUGCAGACCGGACAAUCAGCGAGCCGAGCUGUCACACGGACCACUCUAAACCAGACCAGUCUCAUCCAAAACUCCAAGAAUACUGUAAAUGUUUGAGUCUGUCGGCUUUCCUGAAGUGGGUGCAGCCUUUGAUAUUUUGCAUGACAUCUCAACUUAGGUUAAUACUUGACGGCUACACAGUGCCCUCUAGUGUCUUUCAUUGAUAUGUCCAAUUUCAACAUUCAGAGGCACCAGCAGGUUUUAUUUAAAUCUGUAAAAAAAAAAAAAAAAAUCUCUGAUUUUACAAGAUACAUUUGCUGUUCAACCUUUUAGACAUUUGUUUUCUCAUUCAUUUGAUGUUUUUUUUUUGUUUAAAUCAUUUGCAGCUACUGCUAUUGUUUCAAAUUCAAAAUGUCUGCUCCACAUCUGGGUAUUUGCAACGUUUUGUUUCUUUUUGAAUAAGCUACAUCAGAAUCUUUAUGGUUGUUUAUUUGUUGUUUUUUAAAGUCUUGAAGCAGCCGCAGGAACACGAAUCAAUGUGUCAAAUACGGAGCUGUAAGCAGAGACCGGGCAAACGCUUAAAGAAAUUCAAGUUUAGUUGAAAAAAUAUAUAUAUAUAUUUCUCUUUUUUUGUUUUGUAGUUAAUGUAUUUAUUUUUUUGGUUUCUCUGUUGCAGCUAAAUGCAGUUAUUUCAUUGGCUGAAUUUCAGCAAAGCUUCUCGUCGCAUCAAAUCGGGGGGAAAAUUGAUCCGUUUGAGGGUUUUAACUUCAAAUUCACAACUUUUGAGUCUCUAACGAUGCUGUGGGGAACAGUGACCCCUUUCUCUGACCCUCUCCUCCUCAUACAUGUUGCACACAUUACUCAGUCGGGGACAAGCUGUUAAACAUGGAUUAGAAUGUUCUAAAUAUACACUUGGUUUUCCAGGCCUCCGGUAGCUGUUGGUAGUCAGGAUUACGAAAUGUUAUUGCGAUUUUAGCAUUUCAAAUUUACUAUACUUCCCAUAAAACUAAAAUAAAUUACCAAUAAGUGAAAAUACUGUUUUAGAUGGUUCUACCUAGGGUGCGCUCCCAGACGUCAUUUUUGACCCAUUUCUGCUUCCGUAGAAAAGCUACAGCUAAUAUGUUCAACAGCCUUUAUCCGGUUGUCAUUUUUUCUGAUAAAUAAAUGCCACACUGGAGCUUCUGUCAGAAGGAACAAGUAAAAAAACAAAAUGUUUUAUGUUAUUGUGCAAAGAUUUUUUUUCAAAUUGGUAAAAAAUAAAUCCUGUAAAACCGUUUUUUUUACCCAAAAUGAACUUAAAAUGUUACCUUUAAUUUGAAAUGUGUUUGUAAAGGUAGAUAGUCCAACGGAAAAAUCAUUGUGUACCUGCAACACUCUAGAUUUUAUCUACUAUUGCAAAUCCGGCUUCAAAAUGAUAGAAAUGAUGUAUUAAAAGUUGCAGAAAAGGAGCAAUAAAUUGACAUUCUGUGCAAAGUUCCCAUUAUUUAUCAAAGAUGAUGCAAUGAUGUUUUGUUUUUUCACUUUUAUUGUUGCAGCAGGUUGUAUUUAUUUAUCUGGGACGUUUCUGAUUACUUGAAAAUUUUAGAUUUUUUUUUCACAGCGCUGUUCUGUACUUUUUGUUUUGUUUUUUUUCAAACCAUGAAAUCAUUAUUUACUAUUGUAACUGUAAAGAUGUAGCUUCUAUUGGUCUUUUUUUUUUGUUUUUUGUUUUAAUGAUGAAAAUCAUUUUGUUUUGAAGUGAUGUUCAAAGCACACUGAUGCCAGUUGUGUAACCUUUGUCAUUCCAAGAGAUGACGAGUGGAAUGUUGUCAAAUUGAAAAAAAAACAAAACAAAAACAGGAUUUUUCCAAAGGAUAUGUUUCUAAAUAGAUUUUCCAACCCCUUUAAUUAGUCUUUUCUUUUCUCCCUGCUUUGCUGAAAAUGCAUGUGCAACCAUAAAUGACCACCAGAUGUCGCACUGCAGCAACAAUAUUUAUCUGAAUUAACCCUUAUAUUACCAAAAUUAACCAUUUCUUUCCACUUCAGAACAAGUCAAUUUUGACCCAAACACAAAAUAAAGAGUUAAACUGAUCUGAAAUUUGAUCCUAACACGGGGAGAAUGGCUGAAAUAGUUCACUUUUUGAGUAAAAAGGAUUAAUUUUUGGGGGUCCGAUGUGUCCAUGUAUUUUAGGUUUUGACUGCAUUAAAAAAGUAAAAAGUAAGCUAUUGCACCCUUUGAAAAACCACAUUUACAACAUUAAAAUAGCACCUGAUAUUUCAUCUUUUUACAGUUUUAUUUUGAAAUUUUUCAUGAAAAAGGUUGCAGGCCUUGUGUGCUGCAAAAACUCCAUCUUCUUUAUUAUUAUUAUUAUUUUUACAUAUAAUUGUUGAUCUUUAAAAGAUAAAAAUAUAUACGUAGAAAGGAAAGAUGAUCAAUAAAGCUACAACAUUUUCAAACUUUUGUUAAAUGAACCUGCAUGUACGAACGAAAUGUAAAGACAUAGAUGUAGAAAAAACAGAAGUGAAAUCAGUUCAAUGAAAUAAACAUUCUCCCUGCAAAUGCUGCAAAUAAAUACAAAUCAGCCCAUUUGCAUCUGGUUUAAUCAAACUUAAAAUGAAUAUUUUAUGAACAUAAAAGAUUUUAGCUGAUCAUGUAUUUUAACAGUUUUGUUGAAUUGAUCAGACAUUCUGUCCACUGAGAUUCAGUCCAAACUGCUGAACUCCAACUUUUGAUCACAUUUAGGUCAAAGCUGUUGAGAUAUUCAGGUAGAAGUCACAUUGAUAAAAGUAAUACGAUUGUUUGGUAAUUUACUUAUUUAGCCCUAACACCUUUUUGUGCACCUCAGUUGCUCAGAAGUGAGGUUAGAUAUUGUUUGUCCAUCUUUUUUUUCCUUCUUUAAAACAGGAUGAACUUUUUCCCUUUUUUUUGUUAUUUUGAUUAGAUUAAAAUUGUAUUUCAUUUGCACAGCCCAUCUGCUUAAUGAAUACUUGAAAUCAUAUUUGCAGAAAAUAUAUUAGUUGUAGCUCUGGCUGAUUCAAUGACGAAUACUUUUUUAUUCUUAGCAUUAGAAACUAUUUGAUGAUCUGUUGCAUAAUUCCCUGAAAUCCAUUGCGGUGAAGCACAAUGCCAGUUCGUUUGUAACCUCAUUUGGUGCCUCUGCUGACCUCUGUUUUCUGCACGGACACGACCGAACCCGCAGACUCGGGGACUUUGCUGUUUCUUGCAUUUUCAACGAGUAUUUUAUCAAUGCGGUUCACACUGCACUUUUUUUUUUUUAAUCCGCUCUCUGGAAUGAAAGCUUGCCUUUUUUCGGCUGCACUUUCAGUGUACAGGAACCGUUAGGAGCUCACAGUCAGUCGGCCCUGAUCCUGCAAAGAUGGUUGGUCUUUUACUUUUUGACUUUUGUGCAUUUUUUUUCUCCAAAAAACAAACAAAAAAAUGUUGUCACAAUGAAAGCUAGAAUGGUUGAGUGAAAUUCAAAUCUAUCUCUUUAUGGAAACACGUAUUUCAGGGAACGCAGCAACGGAAAGCAGCAACUUGUCUCUUUUUGUGAGAGGAAGCUCCUGUAUUCAAAAUGUGCUUUGCUUCAAUCUGUACAUAGUUGAAUGGCUUAUAAGUUUUACUUGUAACCUUUUCAGGUAUUUUUGUACAAAUAAGGGACUGAUAUAUUCUGUUUAUUGUUAUUAGAAUAAAUCAUUAAUACGUUGAUAUAUAAAAAUCCCUCUUUGUCGUUUUUGAUGUAAACAUGCAACUAAUUCAAUAAAAUCUUAUCACAGCAGUG